Messenger RNA from Danio aesculapii, 5684 nucleotides. RefSeq names its product NACHT, LRR and PYD domains-containing protein 12-like. The transcript is spliced from 13 exons. Bases 120 to 4139 code for a protein of 1339 amino acids. Lineage: Eukaryota; Metazoa; Chordata; Actinopteri; Cypriniformes; Danionidae. Gene Ontology annotation, molecular function: protein binding. The record is from RefSeq and is a predicted model, not a curated record.
UGUUUUGACGUGUUUUCCAUAGGUGAAAAUAUUUUCAGAUCUGCUGUUCAACUCAACAGUUCAGCGGAGGAAUAGUAAGAUCUGCAGGCAUUAUUUGAGCUGUGAAUGGGUGAAGCACGAUGGCAAAUGUUGAACACCUGCUCAACAGCUCACUGGAUGAACUGUUAGAAGCUGAACUAAAGAAGUUUCAGUGGUAUUUAACGAAGGACAAUAGAUGUAUUUCAAAAUCUGAAAUGGAGAAUGCAGACAGGCUGAAGACAGUGAAUAAGAUGGUGUCGUGUUUUGGACCAGAAAGAGCUGUGAAGAUCACAGUGAACAUCCUGCGGAAAAUAAAGCAGAAUCACUUGGCUGAUCAGCUGGAGAAUACACAGAAGCAAGAGAACUGUAAAUCCCCUCCUCCUGAUUACAUAAACAUCAGCCAUGAACUAAAGAAGAAAUUAAAGGAGGACUAUGAGCAGAUAUUGGUUGGUAAUUCCCAGACGGGUCGUCAGAAGUACCUGGAUGAUAUUUACACUGAUCUAUAUGUGGUAGAGAACGAGACCGGAGGAAAAGAGAAUGACCAUGAGGUGAUACAGAUAGAGUCAAAACACAACCAACAGGAUAAACCAAUCAAGUGUAAUGACAUGUUUAAAGUUCAGCCUGACACAGGUCGACAAAACAGAAGAGUCCUGACAUUGGGGAUCGCAGGAGUGGGUAAAACUGUCUCUGUCAAUAAAUUCAUCCUUGACUGGGCUGAAGGAAAAGACAAUCAGGAAAUAGUCUUCAUAUUUCCACUGCCUUUCCGUAGACUGAAUCUGAUUAAAAAAGAAAAGUACAGUCUCAUAGGUCUGCUUAACAAGUACUUCUUUAGUCGACCUGGAGGAUUGAGCUCUCUUCCUCAAGAACAAGGUAAGGUCAUGUUCAUCUUUGAUGGACUGGAUGAAUAUCGCUUUAAAUUGAACUUUAAGGAGGAGGAUGGAAUUACAGAUGUUGAUAAGGAAAUGACAGUGGGUGAGAUUAUAACGCAUCUCUUAAAGAGACAGUUUGUGCGCUCUUCCAUCAUCUGGAUCACAUCCAGACCAGCAGCAGCCAGUCUGAUACCGCAACAGCACAUUGAUCAGGUCACAGAGGUGCGAGGAUUCAAUGAUGAGCAGAAGGAGCAGUACUUCAUCAAAAACAGCAGUCCUGAUGUUGGUGGUAACUUCAUCCGUCACAUCAAGAAAUCUAGGAGUCUGUACAUCAUGUGCCACAUCCCUGUCUUCUGCUGGAUCUCUUUUACGGUUCUUCAGCCUCUGCUGGAUCAAGAGAGCAAUGGAAAAACACCUACAACUCUCACAGAGAUGUACACCAGCUUCUUACUGUCCCAAAAGCAACAGAUGAAAGAAAAAUACAGCAACAAUUCUAAAUGUAAAGUGAAUGCCAGGUCUUUUGAUCACAUUGUUCUGAAGCUUGGGAAACUGGCCUUUAAACAGCUGGAGGAAGGACAACUGAUUUUCUACAAAACAGAUCUGGAGAAGUGUGGCCUAGAUGUCAAGGAAGGGUCUGUGUUCUCUGGAUUAUGCACUCGAAUGUUUCAGGAGGAAAGCCCAGUUUCAGGGGAACAGGUUUACAGUUUUGUACAUCUCAGCGUUCAGGAGUUCAUUGCUGCUCUCUAUGUGUAUUAUACUUACAAAAACAAGAAAGCAAAUCUAUUUCUUGAUUCCAGGAAAAAGCAACUGACAUGGAAAUUCUCUAAAAAGCCCCUGUUUAAACUUCAUAUAGAUGCAGUCGAGAAGAGUUUACAAAGCAAGAACGGACACCUGGAUCUUUUCCUCCGGUUCCUGCUGGGUCUCUCUCUGGAGUCUAAUCAGAGUAACCUGAAGAAGCUUCUGCCAAGACUGAAACUCAAACCUGAAAACAUCAAAGACACGACUGACUAUAUCAAAGAGAAAAUAGAGGAGGAGAAAUCAGCAGAGAGGACCAUCAACCUCUUCUACUGUCUGAAUGAACUGAAUGAUGACUUUGUGGAGGAACUCCAGAAGAGUCUGAGCUCUGGAAAUCUUACAGCACAGGAUCUGUCCUCUGCUCAGUGGUCAGGUCUGGUGUUUGUGCUCCUGAUGUCAGAAGAGACUCAAGAGAAGUUUGAACUGCAGAAAUACAGAAGAUCUGAUGAAGCACUGACGAGACUGAUACCAGUGGUCAAAAACACGAGAAGAGCACUCCUACAAUGCUGUAAUCUCACUGCUCAGUGUUGUGAGUGUUUGUCUUCAGCUCUACAAUCAUCAAACUGUAUCCUGAGAGAGCUAGAUCUGAGUAACAAUGAGCUUCAGGAUUCAGGAGUGAAGCUUCUUUCUGAUGGACUGAAGAGUCCAAACUGUAAACUGAAGACACUGAGAUUUGUCAUGUGUAAACUCACUGCUGACUCUUGUGAGAGUUUGUCUUCAGCUCUACAAUCCUCAAACUGUGUCCUGAGAGAGCUGGACCUGAGUAUCAAUGACCUGGAGGAUUCAGGAGUGAAGCUUCUCUCUGAUUGGCUGAAGAGUCCAAACUGUAAACUGAAGACACUGAGAUUUGUCAUGUGUAAACUCACUGCUGACUCUUGUGAGAGUUUGUCAUCAGCUCUACAAUCCUCAAACUGUGUCCUGAGAGAGCUGGACCUGAGUAACAAUGACCUGCAGGAUUCAGGAGUGAAGCUUCUCUCUGAUGGACUGAAGAGUCCAAACUGUAAACUGGAGAAACUGAGAUUUGUCAUGUGCAAACUCACUGCUGACUCUUGUGAGAGUUUGUCUUCAGCUCUACAAUCCUCAAACUGUGUCCUGAAAGAGCUGGACCUGAGUAACAAUGACCUGCAGGAUUUAGGAGUGAAACUUCUUUCUGAUGGACUGAAGAGUUCAAACUGUCAACUGGAGACACUGAGAUUUGUUAUGUGUAAACUCACUGAUAAGUCCUGUGAGAGUUUGUCUUCAGCUCUACAAUCCUCAAACUAUAUCCUGAGAGAGCUGGACCUGAGUAAAAAUAACUUUCCGAAUUCAGGGUUAAAGCUUCUCUCUGAUGGACUGAAGAGUCCAAACUGUAAACUGAAGACACUGAGAUUUGUCAUGUGUAAACUCACUGAUGAGUCCUGUGAGAGUUUGUCUUCAGCUCUACAAUCCUCAAACUGUGUCCUGAGAGAGCUGGACCUGAGUAACAAUGACCUGCAGGAUUCAGGGGUGAAGCUUCUCUCUGAUGGACUGAUAAGUCCAAGCGGCAAACUAGAGACACUAAGAUUGGUCACAUGUUGUCUGACUGCUGACUCUUGUGAGAGUUUGUCUUCAGCUCUGCAAUCCUCAAACUGUGUCCUGAGAGUGCUGGACCUGAGUAACAAUGACCUGCAGGAUUCAGGAGUGAAGCUUCUCUCUGAUGGACUGAAGAUUCCAAACUGUAAACUAGAGACUCUGAGAUUGUCUGGCUGUAUGGUGACAGAGGAAGGCUGUGGUUUUCUGUCUUCAGCUCUGAGUUCAAACCCCUCACACCUGAGAGAGCUGGAUCUGAGCUACAAUCAUCCAGGAGAUUCAGGAGUCAAGCUACUCUCCCAAAAACUGGAGGAUCCAAACUACACACUGGACAAACUCAAUCUGGAUCAUGGAGAAGAUAAGAGGAUUACAGCAGGACCACGCAAAUAUGCCCGUUUCCUCACACUGGAUUCAAACACAGCAAACGCUAAACUCAUUCUGUCUGAGGAGAACAGAGAGGUGGAGUGUGUGUGGGAGGAACAGUCGCAUCCUGAUCACCCAGACAGAUUUGAUCAUCUUCAGGUGUUGUGCAGAGAGAGUGUGUGUGGACGCUGUUACUGGGAGACUGACUGGAGUGGAGAUCAUGUGUGUAUAUCAGUGUCAUACAAGAGAAUCAGGAGGAAGGGAGACAGUGUUGAGUGUUUGUUUGGAUAUAAUGAUCAGUCCUGGAGUUUGAGCUGCUUUUCCUCCAGUUGCUCAUUCAGACACAAUAACACAGAGGCUAAUCUCCCAGUACAGUCGAUCAGCAGUAGAAUAGGAGUGUUUGUGGAUCACAAUGCAGGAACUCUGAUCUUCUACAACAUCUAUAAAGACACAAUGAGCCCCAUCCACUCAGUCCAGACCACAUUCACUGAGCCACUCUAUCCUGGGUUUUGGGUUUAUCCUGGAUCAUCAGUGAAACUGUGCUGAAGACUGAGAGGCUGAGGAGAGAUUUACCCAUGUAAGAAUGGCAAAAUCUCUACAUAAUAUCAGACCCUGAGAACUUAUGGAAUUUCAUGAGAGGCAAUAAAACAUAAACUUUUUGAUCUGAGAGGAAGUUCAGGAAACCAGCUGUUCAACUGUUCUAUUCAAAUCAACCUGAGACGGUUGACAAUAGGCUGGAAACGCAGAGCUACACCUCACCAGGGGGGAAUGCAAGAAAGUUCACCCUUCUCCUUUCACCUCAAUCCCCCCUUCUUGACCUUUAAGUAACCUUCUGAUCAGAGCACGUCACAUAAAAUGUCCAUGGUUUUAAUAUGGUGUAUCUUGUAGCCUUAUAUUCAUGUUUGGUCUCAUUUAAAAUGUCUCUGUGUGAUUGGUAAUGUGGUCCAAAUGUCACUGUAAUAUUUCGCUGGUGUAUGUUGAUUUGGUUUUUGGAUAAAGUCUCUCCAAGAUGCUCCCCCCUCUAGAGAUGAUUACCACCUCAAACUCACCAGGCAAGGGUCUCGGUGACGCUUCUAUUAUCUUGAAUUUAUGGCUGUUUGUUCUGAGUUGAGUAUUUAAAGCAGGGGUCACCAAACUUGUUCCUGGAUGGCCGGUGUCCUGAAGAUUUUAGCUCCAACCCUAAUCAAACGCACCUGAACAAGCUAAUCAAGGUCUUACUAGUUAUACUUGAAACACCAAGGCAGGUGUGUUGAGGCAAGUUGGAGCUAAGACAGGGACACCGGCCCUCCUGGACCGAGAUUGGUGACCCCUGAUUUAAAGGAAAUGUUGACAAAUAUCACUGGGAUCUUGUAGCCAAGACACCCCGUUGCAGCAUCUCUGAGACUUAUGCUGCAACGUACUUCUCUGGUCAGGUAUGCAUCUCUAACUCUUUGAUUUAUCUUUGAGUAAUGGAUGUUGUAUUUUUACAGUGCCAUCUCUGAAUUGGCUUUCUGGUCGUUUCAUUGUGUAGUUGGCAUAAUACAAUUUUACCCGACAAAUAAAAUGUUAAGUUUUGAUUCAUUCCGAAUUCUCUUGAAAUCUUUUGUAUCCAGUAGAUUAAGUGGAGUCUUGCGCUACCUUGAUGAUUCGACAUAAUUAGAUUCGAUUCUAGGACACAUUUGACUGUAGGAAGCAGAAUGGCACGACAGCAUGGAGAUCUAUAAUCAUCUAAUCGCUGAAAUUAGCAAGUUGUAUGGAAGUGGCUAAAUCUACUACUUUUUAAGGAUAUGAGUGAGCAGUUGGCAACCAGGCUAUUUAAGUAUUAGCUAACCCUACAUCCUCUGACUAACUUCACAGUGUCGACAUACUGUCAGUGAGAAGACACGCAACACUUGAAGACACGCUCGCAUCACUUGACUGCGUGAGACCAAUCGAGGAUCAAAACAGGACCGCUCUGGACAGAAAUUUAAAACAUGGAGCAAUCGCUCACUUUUUUUAAUGUCUAAUCAGCUUGUUUAAUCCCGCCCCUUUUCGCAGCGCCGCACGACAGAAUUUCGCCCACACAAAGCCCAAUGUGACCGCAGCUUUAGACCUUGAUUAGCUUAUUCAGGU